Messenger RNA from Annulohypoxylon maeteangense, 1213 nucleotides. RefSeq lists its product as uncharacterized. NCBI's taxonomy places the organism in Eukaryota, Fungi, Ascomycota, Sordariomycetes, Xylariales, Hypoxylaceae. Gene Ontology annotation, cellular component: nucleolus. The record is from RefSeq and is a predicted model, not a curated record. The transcript has a single exon. Gene Ontology annotation, biological process: maturation of SSU-rRNA from tricistronic rRNA transcript (SSU-rRNA, 5.8S rRNA, LSU-rRNA). Bases 1 to 909 code for a protein of 302 amino acids.
AUGGCCACGGUUCUCGGAAAACGAAAAGUUCGUCCACGGAAAGAGGAAUCUUCAAUAAAUCAAGAGGAUGCUCAAGCAAUCUUCAGGCGGCACUUCGAAGCGCAGUUCGCGCCGUUAGAACAAACUCAACCAAUUCCAAGAACAGUACAGGCUUCUGAGCUUGAAGAUCUGCGAUCUGAUUCAGACGACGCCUCGGACGGCUCUUGGGAUGGAUUAUCUGGCGAGGGGUCGGAUGACGAGCUGGAAAAUUCAUCUCCCAGCACUUCGGUAGCCGAAAUCGUUGAAGUAGUCUCACAUACAAACGUGCUUCCAGCGCUCUCUAACGACCCUCUAUCAAAACGAGAGAGUAAAGCAUAUCUUUCCUCGCGAAUUCCAUCAUCAUUGCUGGACUCAUCAUCAUCUACAACAAUCUCAACAAAGAAACGCAAAACGACUACGGAUGAGGAUGCCCCAUCACUCCUAAAGAACGAUUUAGCAUUGCAGCGUCUAUUAUCAGAAUCGCACCUGUUCUCAAAAUCCGGACAUAAUGAGGGUAGCACAGAACAUGCGGGUCGCAAUCGCCACAUAGCAACAGACAUACGAUUAUCAUCUUUGGGUUCGAAAGCCAGCAUAUAUAAGCAACAGAAAAUGCCUAUGGCGCAUCGAAAGGGGAUAACAGCGGCGGCAACAUCUCGAGAGUCUAAGAGGCGAAAGGAGGCGCGUGAAAAUGGAAUUAUUCUUGAACGACCCAUAAGUGGAGCUAGCAAAGGAAACACAAAGAUGAGAAGGAGGGAAAAGGCUGUCGAUGCGCCAGCAGUAGGGAGAUUGAGAAAUGGGAUGUUAAAGCUAAGCCAGAAAGAUAUCACUGAAAUUCAGGGUCACGAUAGAAGAUCAGGUGGUAAGGGUGGUGGGAAGAGGAGACGAAGGUGACGAGGAGUGUAAAGGUUAACCGAUAUAAAUCAAUAAUGAAGUGUAAGAUGACUCAACUUUCGUCCUCCCUAUAAUAUAUAGCUGCCAGGCGACCACAUUCACGAUUAGCACCACCAGUACCUAAACUCCUACACACUAUUUCUAGCGGCUCGUUCAGUCCGUCGUUCACAUAUCACAAACCUAACUCUAACAACAUUUCCACAUACACUUUCAUUCCCCUUCACACGACGUGAAGUCAGGACAUUCUUUUGAACCCAUCAUCACUUAACCCGCACACGCACAUCUACGCACACAUACAUCUACG